Messenger RNA from Paramecium octaurelia, 2007 nucleotides. The record is from the annotation of a GenBank genome assembly. Lineage: Eukaryota; Ciliophora; Oligohymenophorea; Peniculida; Parameciidae.
AUGAUUGAUAAAGAUAUUAAAAUCAAAUCUCUUGAAUCCGAACUGGAAAGUCGACAAACAUAAGUCUUAUAGCUAGAAACUAAAGUAGCUACUCUAGAAACUCGAAUCAAUUAGAAUGCUGAUGUAUUUGAAAAACAACAUUUUUUUAUUCUAGGUCUUACAAUUACAGGAGAAGAUCAAAAUGUUUGAGAGCCAAAAUUUAAAACUUGUCGAAAAAAACUAGAGUGACGUUGUGGAAUGGAAAACUAAGGAAAGAGAAUUUAAAGUAUAAGUUACAUCUAUAAACUAAGCAAUUACUCAAGUUGAAUCAGGAUGAGCUUGCAAAUGUCAAGGCGGAAUUGGAGUUAGCCACUCAAUAGUUGUCUAAACAAUAGCAAAAAGAUGGUACUGCUUCUGGAAUGGAGUAAACGAUUAGAGAUCUGUAGUUGGAUUGCAAUGAAUUGAAGUCCAUCAACGAGAAGUUGGUGUAGUCUGAGCAUUUACUGAAAUUGGAGAAGGAGAAACUGGCAAAUUAGAUAAAAGACUUGGAACAAGACAAGAAAUACAUGCAAGAUAGUUUGUAGGAUCAGAGAACUCAACACAAUAAAGAAUUAUAAACUUUGAGAGAACAAUUACAAGGAUAUCAAAGUCAGAUAUUUGAAAAGGAUAAAAUGAAUGAGGAACAAUUGAGAAAUCUUACCAGAUUGGAAUAGUAGAUGGAAGGCAAGGCUUAAAACAAUAAGGAAGAGAUUGAACUAGUAAAUAGAAAAUAGGAUAUAUUGUAAUGUGAAAAUGAUAGUCUCAAAAAGGUGAAUGAGAAACAAUUACAGGAAAUGCAAAAUUUGAACCAACAAAUCAAUUGUUAUUCAGAGUAAGUCUCUGAAAAAGAGAAAUAGUUAUAAGAGUUAUAAAGAUAAAUCAAUGCUGAGAAUGCUAAAUUUAUACAUUUGCAAUCGAACAAUUCAGUACUUCAAGCAUAAUUGAAGGACAUAGGAUUGAAAUCAGAAAAGAGACUCUAAGAUAAGGAUGCACAAAUUUAGAAUGCAAAGAGGGAUUACGACAACAGGAUAUCGUAAUUGGAGAUGUAUUACAAUUGUUAUUAUCAUCUAAUAGUGAAAAUGCUACUAUUUUAGAGUAAUUGCAAUUAGUUAAUGGUCAGAAUAGGGAGUUAUUAAUGAAGCAAAAGGAAUUGCAGAUCUAUUAGAAGGAAAAUACGAGCAAAUAACUUGAGAAGGACAGGAAAUUAAUAGAAUAGUUUGAUAGGAUGAGAAAAUUAGAAUAAGAAGUAUAGAGUGCUCUUUUCUAUAGGUAAAAGCCUUGGUGAAAUUAAAUCAAUCUUAUAGGGAGUAAAUAAUAAUACUGGAGGGGGAUCUCAGUAAAGUGAAGGAGCAAGUGAGGAUGUUAUAGAGAGAUAAAUCUGAAUUAAAGUAGUAGUUAGAUUUCUUGAUUGCUUAAUAGAAUAAAAAAGGUCGAUUGAGUGAAAUCGAGUUAUUGAAAAAGCAAGUCCAGGAAUUGCAAACCGAAUUGGGGUUAUUAAAGUAAUCUCAUAAGACAGCGUAGAGUUCGUUGAAAUCUACGAUGGAAUCAGCAGGUUAUUUUAAAGAGAAAUUGAAGAAGUUGGACUUUGAAAACAAAACUUUAUUGGAUUCGAAUAUAAGAUUAGAGAAAUUAUUUUAAGAAUUGCUAGAAACAACGAAAGCCAAAAAGAUGCAGAGGAACUAUUCUGAAGUGGAGACCAAAGUUUAUCAAGGGAAAUUGAUAACAGAGAAUAAUUCAACCCUUUUGAAUCCGAUGACUGAGAGAAUCGCAGCUAAUACCAGUACUAAUUAGAAGUAAAAGAGUGGAGAUGUUCGUUCUCUUUUUAAACGACCAAUCCAAAUAAUUAAGAUUAGAUAAUCGGCAAAGAUGAGAAAUCAGGAUAAUUAAGGCAAGAAUUUGGAGGAAUAACAUACCAUCACAUAUAGGAGAGUGGAGAGCGAGGUUCCUGAGGGGGAGAACUCGUAAGAUUUAGAUAAUGAAGUGUUGUGA